Molecule: messenger RNA, 2118 nt
Organism: Trifolium pratense (red clover)
Lineage: Eukaryota; Viridiplantae; Streptophyta; Magnoliopsida; Fabales; Fabaceae
Product: ultraviolet-B receptor UVR8-like
Exons: 11
Coding region: 122-1579 (485 amino acids)
Source: RefSeq, a predicted model, not a curated record
CCUUCAUAUUUACGAACGAACCUUUCAUUGCCACCAAACACAGCACGUCGUCGUUUUAUUCAUAUUCUUUCUGCGUUUUGAACUUCGAGUUGUCGUUUUCAGAUCGGAGAGUUUCAUCGCCAUGAACGGAAACGAAGCAGUGGAAGAUGUGAAGGUGAUUGAUGAGGAGGAUUCGACGGAGAAAACAGUGUAUAUGUGGGGUUACCUUCCUGGAGCAUCGUCGGAGAAAGCUCCCAUACUGUCACCGGCGCCGGUUCGUUUAACGGAAUCUUCCAUUGCCGGAGAUUCGUGGAAAGACGUAUGCGGUGGUGGUUGUGGAUUCGCCGUGGCUAUCUCAGUUUUUGCAGAGAAAGGGAAGCUGGUAACGUGGGGAUCAGUGGAUGAUGAAAACCAGAGCUACUUGAUGUCAGGGAAGCAUGGGGAGAUUCCAGGGCAUUAUAAGCUUCCCACUGAGGCUUCAGUGGUGAAAGCUGCUGCUGGUUGGGCUCAUUGCGCAACAGUCACUGAUGAUGGUGAUGUGUAUUCAUGGGGCUGGAAAGAAUGUGUGCCUUCUGGAAAAGUGUUUACUGAUCUCAUCACUGUGGGAAGCCUCCAAAAGGAUGUGGCUGGAAAACAAAGUUCAUCGGUAGCUGAGCAAGGAAGCCCGCAAAGCCCAAACACUAGUAGUGGGUCUGAUUCUCAUCAUGACAACAAGAAAGUUGGAGAGGAAGCUGGAAAGCGAAGGAAGAUCUCAUUUGCCAAACAGGAGUCUGACAGUCAAACAUGUGGAGACGAUUUCUUUAUUAUGUCCCCUUCUCUUGUUACCUUUGGCCAAGGUGUGAAAAUUACCUCUGUAGCAGUUGGUGGGAGGCAUACAUUGGCACUGUCAGAUGUGGGACAGGUCUGGGGUUGGGGCUAUGGAGGCGAAGGACAGCUAGGUUUGGGUUCUCGAGUUAAGAUGGUAUCAUCCCCUCAUCUUAUUCCGUGUAUUGAGUCUGCUUCUGGGAAGGAUAAGUCCUCUUUUAACCAAGGAAGCAGUGCUCUUGUUCAAUGUUCUAAUGGGCCUGGAAGUUAUGUGACGGAAAUAGCUUGUGGAGGUCGGCAUAGCGCUGUAAUAACAGAUGCUGGGGUUCUUCUUACUUUUGGCUGGGGUCUGCAUGGGCAGUGUGGACAAGGAGAUAAUGCUGAUCAUCUAAGACCAACUCUAGUUCCUUCUUUAUUGGGAACUAGAGUGAAACAAAUUGCUGCUGGACUUUGGCAUACAUUAUGUGUUACAGUAAAUGGUCAAGUUUAUGCAUUUGGUGGCAAUCAAUUUGGACAAUUAGGUACUGGUAGUGAUCAGCCUGAGACUUCACCUAGACUGUUGGAUACUUUUGAGAACAAUCUUUCAAGAAUAGUUUCUUGUGGUGCGCGUCAUAGUGCUUUGCUAACAGAUGAUGGUCACCUUUUCACCUGGGGAUGGAACAAAUAUGGCCAGCUUGGUUUGGGAGAUUCUGUUGACAGAAACAUCCCCUGUCGAGUUUCAAUUCCCGGUUGCCGACCAAGAAAUGUUGCAUGUGGUUGGUGGCAUACACUGCUGAUGGUUGAUAAACCUGUUUGACGCAAUUCGCCCACUAGCAUCAAGGUGAUUGUCAGUUAUACAAGUUACGGACUAGUUGACAUUUCAUUCAUGAAAUGUAGAUGUCUAAAAUAACUUCUGUUGAUUUGUUUUGUUCAUUCUUCUCUUUCUUUCCUCUGCUUGGCCAUGCCUGCAUUUUCUCUUGCUUCCAUGUCUAGAUUGUAGCUUGGGACUAACUUGGAGAUCUGAGAACUUGAGAAGGGUUUUAAGUUUGGAUACAAACAAAAACAUUAAGGGUUAGGAUCUAACAUUGUUUUUAAUUUAGCUGUAAAUCAUAACUCCAUUAAAUCGAUGAGACCAAUUUUUAUUCUUCGGAGGGUAUAUGUUGAUGUUGGUGGGUGUUGUUUCAUCAUGUUUGUGAUUUCUAGAUAUGAAUGUUUAUGUAAUAUAUUUUCUUGGAAGAAGCUUUCUGUUGUUUCAUUUGUAAUAGCAUUGAGAAUCUUUGAUCCGUGGAAUAAUUUUAUUAUCUUGUAUUAUAUGACAUUUUAAAUUAGUAUGAAUAUUGAUUAGUUUAUUAUCAA